UCCCUGACAAAUUGAAACUCAACAUUUUUUUCCUGAAAUGCAAUAAUUGAUAUCGCUGCACUCAACUAUCCUCCAAUUGUCUACGUCAAUUGAGGUCAAUUAUACCUGAUACAGUAAUUUUACUAUUUUUUUUCUCUCAACGAAAUCGCAGUUUAGGGGCAAGUCAAUAUGGUAGAAACGCUGAAUUUUUUAUUCAAUCGAGUACUAUUAAUAUACUGGUCUUAGGGCAGAAAUUGAGGGAUUAAUGAGUGUUAAUUAUUCCUCUGAUGUCUCAACGAGGGAGAAAUUCACAAUUCUACGUUAAUUCACAAUUGAAUCCACUGUGUUCCCCACGAGACAAAAUACACAAACCAAUAAUUUAAUAAGUCAUAUAAUGAGACUUUGGUUCACCGUAAAAACGCCGUCCAAUCGAGAUAAAAACCGUCCAGGAAGUUGAAGAUGCUGCAGGCCGUACGUUUACUAACGGAAUUGGCGAGACCCAGUGAUAAUCGUCGUGACAGCGACAACAUGGAGCCAGCGCAGGCAUCUUCGAGCGAUGUGUCCGUGCAAUUUCGUGAGAUAUACAAGAAUGGAUGGCUGAGAAGAACCGACAAGACUGACAAGGAGACCAGUCGUUUCUGGGUUGCAUUUUGCGUUCACGAUGACACCGAACCCAGGCUCGAGGGUUUCACUGAUCAAAAGCAGGCGACGACCCACUCACCCCUCUGGGCAAACUCACUGCGUGGUAUUCAGCACAUUUCGCCCACACUCUGUGCCACAUCCAGGCACGAUUACGAAUUUUGCGUUAAUUUUAAUGACGACAGGGUACUGAGACUGGCUGCACCCACCUACCAGGGAAUGCUGGACUGGGUGCAACUGGUGACGAGAAAGUUGACGGAUAUGAAGAUACUGAGGCCAAAGGAGAAUGUUUACUCGAGGGGUCCCGAGAGAAUAGCCACGAGGGAUCCAACUAGUCCACUGCCACCACCACCAUUACCUGCUGGGCCAGAGGGAACUGUUCAAACUCCACCUGGUACACCUUCCAGUGGACCCAGCACUUCGAGUCCUGGAAUGGAGUUGGAGGCCAUUGUCGAGACUCAUCCGAUGGUCUUCACGUUUGAAGACAUCUCGAUCGAGGAACGAAGAAGGCCUGUGCAGGCACAAACCCAGAGAACUACACCACCAACUCCAAGUCCUAGGGUCAUUCCUGCUCCUGACCCUGCGGACUCGGGGUAUGAGAGCAUUUUCAUGGCUUCUUCGUACUCUGUACCUGGUGAUUCGUCUAGGAGUGCUGUCAGGGAGCCUGCGGCUAGUCAGGAAUCGUCGAAUGAUAGGUAUGCAGCGCUGAUGGAGUACAGGAGCUCGGGGCCUUCGGAAAAUCGAGAGAGUGCUCGGAGUGCGUCGUCUGCAGAAAAUGUUCGACAAGCACCUGCAACGAGUGUCAGGACUGGUGGUGAAACGAGACCUGGGGCGGCUAAUAUUCCUAGACAGCUCACGCUUCGGGAGCAGCAGAUCUAUCAGUUGAAACGAGAGAUGAGUCAUCGGGCUGGGGUCAGACUGCAAUUAGGGAGGAGGGACUGUAAAGACAGCAUUGCCUUUGUUGAUAGCUUUGGAUCCAUCUGGAUUGCUGGAUGGAAGCAAAAAGAACAUCCUUUUCUCUACAAUGUUCUUCACGUGGGAGAUAUGGUGAUCAGUGUAGCGGGUAUUUCCCCACCAAAUGCGGCGACGAUUCGUGACAUUAUGAAGGGAAUCACAACGCCACGUGUAGAGGUGAUUGUCCGUCGUCUACCGUAUGCUCAAGCUAUGACCUUGACCAAACGAACAGAUACUGAGGAUUUUGGUCUCGAAGUUAAUGGCAAUGAGGUAUCCGGGGUUUCGGGUGUUGCUUUGAAUCUUGGAUUGUUACCACUGGCUGACGCAACAGAUCCCACUGCCCCUGCUGGCUCCAACACAACCUGGACACUCACCGAGAUUAAUGGGAGACCGUUGAAUAUAUUCGAUGGCGGUGCAGCUGAACGAUUGAGGGCUGUUGGACGGGAUAUUUCUAUUGUUAUUCAACCGACAGAUCUUGUGUCGUCGCUGCGUAAAAAAUUACGCGUUAUACGCAGCUAUAAAAACUUUAUUCUACAGUGAAUUAAUGACGUUUGAAAAAAUUGUAUAGACAUUUUUAUGGGAAUUUCAAACAGAAUCCUAUACAUGCUGGCAAAAAUCGUACGAAAGAUUAGUGUAAUCGGGUAAUUGGAGAGUGAAAUUGUGUUUCAGGAAUUUUUAUUUGGAAUCAAGGAAAAAAUGUGAGGGAAGGGGAAAUUUUUCUUUUUGAAACUCAAUUUUUUACGAACGCAUACUAAAAUUUACGAGUUUUUGAGGGAUUGGUCAGGAAAAAGGGAUGAUUUAAUUUUCAGGAGAGUCGUUGAAGUCGAUUUAUUGGGAAGAAACUCGUGAAAUUUUAGAUUUCUCCGUAAAAAUUUGAAUUUCCAAUGCCGAAAUUCCUUCGACUUUUAGUUCAAUUGAAAAAUGUGAUAAAAUUUUCGAAAAAAUGCAGCAGAAAUUUCGGAGCAUCCUAUAGACCAUAUUUAUACGAUUUUUCCAACGUGAUUAACUUAAUAAAUUGAACAUAAUUUUUUAAUUCGUCGGUACUGUUACCCGCGACUAAGUGCGAGAGGCCGAUUUGACAGCUACAUCACAAAGAUAUGAGAUAUGGGGGAGAGAGUGUAUGGUAAUCUGUAGAGCAAAGCGUAUACUGUGAUAAUUUAUACGUGCGCACAUGUACGUUACAACGUGUACGUUGGCAGCACGAGAACGUACUAAUGUUUUGAUAAAUAAAAGUAGCAACCGAUGAAAGGACCAAAGGGGGAUGGAGUUGAGAGUGAUUGAUUACGUGAAUAAUUUGAAGAGGAUGAAUUGAGUUGUCGGAAAUUUAUUGGCAAUGGAAAGUAACAAUUGUAGAGGAGAGGGGUAAAAUGGAGCUUCUUAAAUGGUCAAUAGCUGGAGAAGAGCGCAAUUUCCCAAUUUUUUUUUUUCAUUUUUUAGGUAAUUUUCUCAAGCUAAUGAAGAUUAAAGCCCGUCCAUUUUACUCCACAAAUGGUAUGACAUGUACAAGUUGGUGAGUAUUACCCGUCGUUUGAAUCACACGUUGAAGAUGUAUUAUUCCAAUCAGAGUUAUUAUGUUAUUAUCACUCGAGGGAUUUGAUGGACUGAUAAGUUGGAAUUUUUGGAGAAUAAAAUUGUUUAUACCACUG
This is a messenger RNA of Diachasma alloeum, 3218 nucleotides long. RefSeq lists its product as uncharacterized. Lineage: Eukaryota; Metazoa; Arthropoda; Insecta; Hymenoptera; Braconidae. Gene Ontology annotation, cellular component: cytoplasm; plasma membrane. The transcript has 5 exons. Bases 439 to 2112 code for a protein of 557 amino acids. The record is from RefSeq and is a predicted model, not a curated record.